This is a messenger RNA of Quercus lobata, 906 nucleotides long. RefSeq names its product bidirectional sugar transporter SWEET16-like. Gene Ontology annotation, biological process: carbohydrate transport. The record is from RefSeq and is a predicted model, not a curated record. The transcript has 6 exons. The coding region runs from base 1 to 906 and encodes 301 amino acids. Gene Ontology annotation, molecular function: sugar transmembrane transporter activity. NCBI's taxonomy places the organism in Eukaryota, Viridiplantae, Streptophyta, Magnoliopsida, Fagales, Fagaceae. Gene Ontology annotation, cellular component: membrane.
AUGGCUAGCUUGAGCUUCAUCAUUGGCAUUAUCGGCAAUAUAAUUUCUGUACUGGUUUUCACUUCUCCAAUAAAGACAUUUUUGCGAGUGGUGAAGAAGAAAUCAACUGAGAAUUAUAAGGUUCUUCCAUAUAUAACCACUCUAUUGAGCACAUGUUUGUGGACAUUCUAUGGACUUCUCAAGCCAGAUGGAUUGCUUGUUCUGACUGUCAAUGGAAUCGGUGCUGUUUUUCAAUUCAUCUAUGUGACUCUUUUUCUCAUCUAUGCUCCCCCUGAUAAGAAGAUUAAGAUAGCAAAUACGGUAGCCGUAUUAAAUGUCGGCCUUCCUGGGUCGGUAACUGCAAUAACUCUUCUAGCCAUUCAUGAUAAUAGCACGCAGUUGAUCUUUGUUGGAAUCUUAUGUGCUGGACAAACAAUUGCAAUGUAUGCAUCACCUCUUUCGUCUAUGAGAAUAGUGAUAAAGACCAAGAGUGUGGAGUACAUGCCAUUUUCCCUUUCAUUUUUCCUAUUUCUCAAUGCAGGCAUAUGGUGUAUUUAUUCUGUGCUCAUCAAAGACUUCUUUGUCGGAGUUCCAAAUGCAAUAGGCUUUGUGUUGGGUGCAACUCAACUCAUCCUUUACACAAUUUACAAGAACAAGUCAAAGAUGUCAGUUAAAUCAAGGGAUGUAAUGAGUGAAGAAAGUCCAGCUGAGCUUGUUAAAGGAGCCAUUGAGAUGCAAGGAAAUGAUCAAGAGAUCAAUCUGAAAAAUCGAAGCCUUAACAAAGGCAGCAGCAUGCCAAAGCAGCAAAUUAAUAGACAGUACAGCAUGCCAAAGAUCACAAAGACACUUUCUUUCGGCCCACAUGAAUUACACUACAAUUGUGCCCCUAUUGAUGAUGUUGAAGUUGGAGAGAAGCAUCAACCUUGA